CCAACUACGACUUCAUGUUUGCGGUUCUUCUCCGUGCUACACUUUAAUUUUCUAUCACACUGUUUCUGAAUCUGAUGUACAGUUAGCUCAGGCUUGUACUAUGGUUAGUAACGACAGCACAUAGAAAUUCCCUUUCGAUUUAUGCAUGAAAUGUGAAUUAUUUUUUGGUCAGUUCUGGCUGCACCUGCACCGUAGGUACUCGACGUGGUGUUGUGUUGAGUACUUGACAGCUGGAAAAGUAGUUGCGAAUAAUUUCUGUUCGUUAAGUAGCAGAAGAGAAAUAAGUAGCAAUGACACCUUCACUUCGCGUUGCCGCCUGCUCCAGCAGCACCGGCUCUACCUCUGUGCCGUGCGAGACUGCACCACAAGAUGUUGCAGUGCCGAAUUUGACUGCAGAUCGACAGGCUCCACUGAUCUCGACCUCCGUGGUAGAAAAAAUGAGCCUGCAACGACCAGCUCAAAAACCUGUUCCAACUUACCAGCAAGGGCUAAACAAUCCCCAGUCAUUGAAGAGGUCAGCGGGCCGGACCGCAUCGCUUGGGGUAAUGGGAGCAGUAGCUGCCGGUGUUCUGGCGCUUUUAUUUGCAACGAACGUCGCGGUGCAGGAGAUUUUGUUCCUCGUGCUGAUUUUCGCGGUCGCGUACCUCUGGCAAACCACGCAGCGGCUGACCGCGCAGGUUGAGCUUUCGGAUGCGAAGGCGGCCGCGGAGCGCAAGGGGCGAACCAACGCGGAGCGGAUGCUGCUGGAGCAAAAGGGGAAAAACAGACAGGCGCCAAAAGGAGGAAAUGAGCAAGUAGAUGCAGACACUCACGCUGAAGAUCCGUCUGCAGACGGGAGUAUUCGGAGAAGUGAGCCAGGUCGGCUACUGGACACCGUUGAUAGACCAGACGACCAGUUCCUCUUUCGCCCGAUCGGGUACGCAAAGUCGCCCUAUUUACAGCGCUGCGGGACGCCUCGGCAAUCCGGCAUUUGCCCGUCAGUCGUGACGGAAGUCAAGCUAGUGCCCUGUCUGAACGCAGCUGCCUGUCUGGACGGACUGGCCGAGUAUUCCCAUCUCUGGGUCUCCUAUAUUUUCCACAAAAACACAAACCUGUGUCGCGAAGACCGGGCCCUGCUCAACCGGCGUGAGAAAGGCAGCGGCGUUACAAAAGCUUGUCCAGCUGGGGACGACGACGACGAGAUUGUUCAUAACAGUGCGAAAAGUGCAGUUGGUCAACAUGGUGUGUGCCAGAAGGAACAAGUAGACAGAGACACGAAUAGGAAAACGCCGCCUCCUUUCCAGGGGCUGAUCACAAAGAUCUUACCUCCCCGCGGCAGUAAAAAAGUCGGCAUUUUCGCUUGCCGCAGUCCCCAUCGUCCGAAUCCGUUGGGACUUUCGCUGGCGCGGAUUGAGCGCAUAGAUGCUGGGAAAGGCGUGCUGGUGCUUUCUGGGCUGGACCUCGUCGACGGCACGCCCGUUGUGGACGUGAAACCGUACCUCCCGCAGACGGAGUGCAAACACGAUGCGGUGGUUCCGGGUUGGGUACGAGAGAGCUACGCCGUGGAAAAAUUUCAAACUACGUGGAAUAACACCGUCAUCGAGCAGCUUACACAGCAUGUCAAGACUUCUAGCUCACCGAGGAGCCAUGAAGUAGCAGAGGCCGCAUCACAAGCACAGUGUGCUGCUUCAGAGGUGGAAAAGCUGCAAACUCAAGUCGAAGAGGUCUUGGCCAUGGAUAUCCGCAGCCCCUUCCAACGCGACAAGCACCAUGACGCGGUUUUCAGGGGCAGUUUGCGCUUCGACCGCUUUCUCUUUGAGUACACCCUCCAAGACGAAGUCAACAACAUUGUUACAGUCACCCUACUGAGCGACGAAACGCAAAACGGCUCCUGAAGUGACGGGAGAGAAAUACCACUCGUAUCAAGCUGCCAAAAACUAACUGCCAUACGUAGCUUCAAGGAUCAACAUGAUCAAGAAGAAGAUGGUUGCAGAAGUGUUGACAAACAACACAGACGAACCCAAAAAGCGACAUCAUGGCUCACCACAGAGCCGUACAUAGCCAUAAUAGGUACUCUACCUUGUGCUUCUUCAU
This is a messenger RNA of Amoebophrya sp. A120, 2073 nucleotides long. The record is from the annotation of a GenBank genome assembly. NCBI's taxonomy places the organism in Eukaryota, Dinophyceae, Syndiniales, Amoebophryaceae.